AUGCCGUCUUCAAGCCGCAACAGUUGCAUCCUUUACGCGCCAGUGACCGCGGUGUCUAUCGGCUUGCAGCGUAUUUGUUUUGCGAUUGGGAACCGUGUGCUGGAAGGUGAUGCGGACGUUGGCAGCAGUUCCGACUUUCAGGUGGCGGCGGAACUUCCCCACGGUGCAGUGAUCACAGCGCUUGAGCAACAUGCUGUGAGUGAUCUCACCGGCGCACUGGACAUCAUUCUUUUGAUUGGUAGCGGUGAUUCCGUUUUUGUUGCCAACUCCUCCUCGCAGGAGGGGAGGUCUGGUGGCAGUCACCUCUCACAAUUUGUACUGGACGACAUGGCAAGAGUUCUGCGGCUCCGAAGUCUUGGACAGGGUGGGGGUGCCCUGGCGGUUACGGCCAUGAACUCUGCGUACCUUAUUCGCGAGGAAACCCUGUGCUCGGUGCAUACUUCAGCAACGCCACCGCUGCUGGUGCGGUAUGCAGUGACUGGGCUGGGAGUCGCGCUUGCUGCGGAUGCCGUCGUGGUGCGGGACGAUGCCGCCAUGGCUGUUUUUACCGGCACAUACGCUGGCUCGAUUGCCGUUUGGCGAGUGCCCCCUGCGGGUACUCGGGGGCGAAAUAAUGAGGAAGAAACGGGAAUCACGCAUGGUGCUGUUAACCCCAUCUCGUGGAUCAUUGCUCAUCGCCCCGGCUGCGCCGUGUUUGCCGUGAAAGUCACUAUUUUGAGGGAUAUCGCGGCGUCGGACCACGUGCGCUUUUGUGUGGCUACGUGCAGUGAUGAUCGCACCGCGACUCUUUACGUCUCCAACAGCGUUCCCGCCUUUUCCAGCAUGAUGGAGGGGAUGAGGUGGAAGUGUUGUUGGCGGGGCGUCGGCGCGUCCUUCUCGCGGCGACGGGUGUUCGAUGUGUCGCUGCUGCUCAUUGCUGAACAUGGCGGGAUGCUGUUGCUAGCCACAGGUGGUGAGGACGGUAGCGUGCAGGUCUUUGGCUUUCCUUCCCAGGAGCUUAUACGUGCAACAACAACCCUGACAAGUCCGACAGAAGCGGCUGAAGGAGAGGUGGCGCCUGUGGCACCAGUGAGGCUCCUACAUCGUGGGCAUCAGCACGACGGUCGCGGCGUUUAUAAGGUUGCUCUUCUGCGCAACCCCGCCUCCGACGCUACCGCAGUGGUGUCGUGUGGCUUCGAUGGUGCCGUUCACCACACCCCGGUGUCACCCUGCCCCGGGCGAAGCGCGAUGAUUGUCUUGCGCAAUGUGCAGCCGAGGAGACAUGUGCGCGGUGUGCUGUGUGACAACGAAGGCAGUUUCUUGGCCUGCACAGAGGAUGAGCUUAUUGUUUUUUUACAGGGCGCAACGGCAAAGGAGCAGCGACUGCCAAUUCCCAUAACGGGUACAAAGAAAGAGUUGCCCUCAUGUCUCAGUGUGGCUGUGGGAUCGUGCUGGAGGCGGCGGCAGCAGUACCUCCUCACUCUACUGGGCACCACAGGUGGAAAGGUGUACGGUAUGUGGUACAGUUCAACUGGGGCUCAACCGCAGUGCCAGAAGGAAGAAGAUGAAGAAGUGGAAAUGAGAGAUGUCGUUGUGCUACUCCAUGCAUCAGCGUCGCAGGCAUCCAAGGUGUUGCUCGUACGAGGGAUACUUCGGCAGGAGCGAGUGUUGCUUGUCAGCGUUCACGCCAGUGGGGUUCUCAUUGUGUUGGAGGUGGAUCCUUUUCAUGGGAUAGCGUCCAAGGUGUGGAUGACGUCUCAGUGUGCUGGAGUACACACCACAACGCUAAGCAUGUGUAUGCUUGCACCCCAGCUUGUGACGCAACAUGAAGAAUAUGAGCAACAAAAACAGCAACAAGGUCAGGAUCCGGAGCUGCAACAACAGUAUCUUUGCCUUUUUGUCGGCGACGAUGACGGCUGUAUUUCCGUGGAUCUUGUCCAAACGAUGGGGGAUGCGUGCGCGAACACAAACCUGCUACCUCGGGAGCGUUUAUUUCAGGGGGCUAUCGCGUCUGUCACACGGCAAGCAAGUCAUAUGAAAGGUCCCUGUGAACGCAUUACGGUGGUGUCUGCGCAGGGGGAAGUUCGUGUUCUUCUCUUGCAUGUUGGAGGUCGAAAUGUUGAUAUCCUUCCGGUAUCGUCUCCGCUUCGGCUGCCGUGGCGUAUUUCUUCCGUUCUCGCCUAUAGCGAGACCGUUGCCGUGACACUGUUUGGAACCGACAUCUCCGUCUACAGGCGUCAUCCAUCACGUUUCAGCUGGUAUCUGGUUGCAGAGUAUCACGGUGUAAGGGCCCCUCGGUUGCUAUCCGCAACUAUUUCAACCGAUCUUUCUGGUGUUGGUGGUAUCCCUGUGUUUGUGUGUCAUUGCUCAGAUGGCGUGCAGGCUGAAUGGUUUACCUGCGACGCGUUGAGUGGGACGCGUAUUCUUCUUGGUGGUGCCAUCAUUGGCCGUGAGUACAACACCACCCUCUUUCUUCCGAGCCCCGCAUCUGCCGUGAUAUGUGGAGGUGAGAAUUCGAUGCUCACGGCGUUCUCACUCCCAUACUCUUCACAGAUGUGUAUGGACACUCCCGUAGCUUUUACUGGGCCCCAUGAUUCAAAUAUUUUGGCGAUGGCGACUUGUGCCGCAACUGGUGACAGUGGUAGUGUGCGUUUCGUAACUGUUGGAGGCUUGGCGACGCUGGCGCUAUGGGAGUGGUCUAUGCAUCACAGCUGGCGUGUUAUUGCCCACGUGGGCCAACACCGAGAGUCUGUCGCUGGUGGUGAGGCAGAAGGCCGUGGGGUUCCGCGCUUUUUGUCGGUCUGUGUGACAUGUGAAGACAUCGUGGUGGGAGGCAGCGAUGGGAAAGUGCGAUUGUUUUCUCUCAGUGAGGGCUUGCAGCUGCGUCGCAAGGUGUUGCUGUGCGCCUCCACGCCGAAGCCUGUGAUGGCGGUCGCGACGCUGAGCGCCAAAGAUCGGCUUGUUGUGAUGGGCGACACAAACGGUGUUUUGGGUGUCUGCGGUGUGGCGGAUGGAAGCGUCACGGCACGCCUCACGUGGGCCCGAUCCGCCGUAAAUGCCAUUGCCGUGGGACGACAACUUCAGCCUUGGUUGCAGCAGCAGGAUGGGCCGAGGCAGAUGAAAACUGAGGAGGGGAAUAUGUUCGCCGUCUGGCGCGUGCUUGUUGCCAUGGACUCCGGUGAGGUGGCGCUUUUGCAUGUGGGAGUGUCGGCCAUCGAAAUGGUGUGCGCCGUGCGCGUCGGCCUCACCGCCGCCCGUGGGGUCUGCUGGAUCCCCGGGCUACCCCGGGACGACGCGGACACCGACGUCGCUGUCACUGUCAACGACGAACGCCUGGCGUGCCUUUUCAUACGUGAGGUGUCGGAGGCUACGGGGCGGACGGAGAUGCUUUAUGUGGCGUGGCAUACGCGUGUCAAUGUCCGCGGCGUCAGUGGCCUUGCCGUUGCAUCCCUGAUGGAGCGGUCGCUGUGUGCGGUGGUGGUGGGGGAAGGUGUCGAGGUUGUUUCGCUGCCCACGUAUGGCAGCACGUAA
Messenger RNA from Trypanosoma rangeli, 3510 nucleotides. RefSeq lists its product as uncharacterized. Gene Ontology annotation, molecular function: protein binding. The record is from RefSeq and is a predicted model, not a curated record. Gene Ontology annotation, biological process: tRNA methylation. The transcript has a single exon. Lineage: Eukaryota; Euglenozoa; Kinetoplastea; Trypanosomatida; Trypanosomatidae. Gene Ontology annotation, cellular component: cytoplasm. The coding region runs from base 1 to 3510 and encodes 1169 amino acids.